This is a messenger RNA of Trichomycterus rosablanca, 3468 nucleotides long. It is a transcript of the gene stau2, whose product is annotated as staufen double-stranded RNA binding protein 2. Gene Ontology annotation, molecular function: double-stranded RNA binding; mRNA binding. The transcript is spliced from 16 exons. NCBI's taxonomy places the organism in Eukaryota, Metazoa, Chordata, Actinopteri, Siluriformes, Trichomycteridae. The record is from RefSeq and is a predicted model, not a curated record. Gene Ontology annotation, biological process: anterograde dendritic transport of messenger ribonucleoprotein complex; germ cell development; intracellular mRNA localization. Bases 117 to 2009 code for a protein of 630 amino acids. Gene Ontology annotation, cellular component: neuron projection; cytoplasmic stress granule; neuronal cell body.
CCCACAGUAAUUUAUGUGGUUUCAGGCGGAGUUCACCCUCACGGUGGUUGGUUCCGGUGCCCUCAGUUCUCUUUAGUGUUUGCCGAUGUUGAAGGCUCCGCUCUGAGAUAUCGAGCAUGGCUCAAGUGAAAGUGCAGACCCCAGUGCACCCGGUGCCCUCCAUCAAUGGCACCGCACUCCCAGCUCAACCAGGAGCUCCUCCCCAGGAUAACAUGGCAAACCCUAAAGAGAAAACCCCCAUGUGUUUGGUGAAUGAGUUAGCCCGCUUCAACCGAAUCCAACCCCAAUACAAGCUGCUCAACGAGAGGGGACCUGCACACGCCAAGAUCUUUUCAGUGCAGUUGAGUCUAGGUGAGCAGGUUUGGGAGGCUGAAGGUUCCAGUAUUAAGAAAGCUCAGCACUCAACAGCCAAUAAAGCGCUGGCAGAGAGCUCACUGCCACGCCCGCCUCCUCGCAUCACCAAACCCGACGCACACACCAACCCAGGCAGCAUCACUCCCACAGUGGAGCUGAACGGAUUAGCUAUGAAGCGAGGAGAGCCGGCCGUGUACAGACCACUCGAACCCAAACCCGUCCACAACUACAGAGCAAACUACAACUUCAGAGGAAUGUUCCACCAGAGGUAUCACUACCCAGUACCCAAGGUGUUCUACGUGCAGCUGACGGUGGGCAGUAACGAGUUCAUCGGUGAGGGACGGACUCGCCAGGCUGCUCGACACAGCGCUGCCAUGAAAGCACUACAAGAUCUGAGGAACGAACCCAUCCCCGAAAAACCACCUCAGAGCUCGGAGGAGAAGAAAGAUUCGGAGGACGAGACAGACGCUAAUAAAUCAGAGAUCAGUUUGGUGUACGAGAUCGCUCUGAAGAGAAACAUGCCUGUUAACUUCGAGGUGCUGAAAGAGAGCGGUCCUCCUCACAUGAAGAGCUUCGUGACCAAAGUCACAGUGGGUGAGUUCUCCGCUGAGGGGGAGGGAAACAGCAAAAAACUGUCCAAGAAACGUGCUGCCCUCUCCAUCCUGCAGCAGCUCAAGAAACUGCCCUUCAUCCCCACAGUGGAAAAACCCAAACUGCACUACAAAAAACGGCCCAAAACCAUCCUGAAGGCGGGGCCGGAGUAUGGACAGGGCAUGAACCCCAUCAGCAGGCUGGCUCAGAUCCAACAGGCCAAACAUGAGAGAGAACCUGAGUACACGCUGCUGUCUGAGAGAGGCCUGCCCCGCCGCCGCGAGUUCAUCAUGCAGGUGAAGGUGGGUGAGGAGGUGAGUACAGGAUCAGGACCGAAUAAGAAAGUGGCUAAACGUGCAGCUGCUGAAACCAUGCUGCUCCAACUGGGAUAUAAAGCUUCAACUCCUGUACAGAACCCAGCCGAGCAGAACCAAACCGACAAUAAUAGCUGGAACGGACAGAGAGCUGCUGCUUUCCCUGAGCCCAGCAACACCACGCAGAAGGGGAUCCUGCACCUCUCCCCAGACGUGUACCAGGAGAUGGAGGCCAGCAGGAAUAAAGGAGGCACCACCACCGUCCCCACCAGCACCUCCUCUGUGCCCUUCAUGAACACGAAAGACUCGAGCCAGGCGUCGUUCUACUCCAGCAGCUCCUCCAAGACGGCCGCCAUGGCACGAGAGCUGCUGAGCAAAUCGCCCAAAACUCCCGCCGCCCCCUGCAGCUCCGUCCAGCCGGCGCAGCAGCUCGAGUACCUCGCUCACCUCCAGGGCUUCCAGGUACGAGAACCUGAGGUGCAGUACAUGGACAGACAGACGGAUUCGGAGUUUGUAACGUACCUCACACUCUCACCCGUCCAGAUGAAUUUCCACGGAGUAGGAAGCUCCAUACAGGCCAGUCAUGACCAGGCAGCUCUGGGUGCUCUGAAGCAGCUCUCAGAACAGGGACUGGACCCCCUCGACCCCCAGGUGGAGAACGGAGCGUGUGACAUGACGGUGAAACAUGUGGAUGGUAAACAGAAUAAUUCGGGCUCUCAGGACUAUGCUGAUCCAAACGCCGUCAUGUAGACCAGCACCACCGGAUCUCCAACACACACACACACACACACACACACACACAGUAUGUGAAAACACUAUCUAACCUUUAGUUACUCUGAAAACUAGCUAUCUAAUGUUAAAAAGAGAAACAGAAAGAGAUAACGAGCUCAUGAGGAGCUCACGAGACACUCAUAAGGAGUUCAUAAGGAAUUCAUAAGGAGUUUAUAAGGAGUUCAUAAGGAGCUGAUGCAUGGUACAGUGUUGAAUUGCAGCAGAAUCUUGAGAGCGGAUGGAUGUUUUAGUUUGAGCCGUUUUAGUUCGUGUGGAUGCAGCAGGUGUGUUUGACGACUGAUUAAAUGAAUCAUGAUAAAUCAGUCAGUGGGGGGCAUGUGUGUGUGUGUGUGUGUGUGUGUGUGGAGGGGGGGUAUUUUGUUAUAAUUAUUUGUGCUUAAGUGUGUACUGAUGAUCUGAUGAGCGCCGUGCUGUGAAACUCUGUAGCCGUUCGUAUAUAAUCAGCAGCGUCGCGUUAAUUCUGUUUGUCUGUGUCCAAAAAAUCAACCAAUUAAAAGCCACCUCGUACCACAGGAACAGUAUCAGCGAGUGUGUGUGUGUGUGUGUGUGUGUGUGUGUGGUGUCUCUGUACGUGUUCACUCAGUGGAGAGCCUCAGCGUGUACGGAGGACCACGCCUCUGUCUCAUGUCUGAGCAGAGAGAGAGAAUCGUUUUCCUCGUGUUUCUGUUCAGCUCCAGUCGACUCUUUUACUGAACACUGACUUCAUCUUACCUUCAUCAUCAAGGUCUGAUUUAUGGAGGGUGCAGAGAUGGUUGUCCAUCCAACAGUUACUCCUAUCUCACAGGGUCCUGUACAAGGAUUUGGCAGUGGUAGACUUCUAAUCUGAUUAACAUCUGCUGCUGUACUUUAAUGAGAUAAAAAACUUAAUUGAGGAAUUUUGUUGAUGUUGUGGAACACGUGAAUCUUUGUGUGGUGUUUGAGUCCCACUGGUUUGAUCAUGUAGUAACCCAGCUUUAGGUCCAACAGACUAGCAGUUGUAUGUCAGGUUGAUGGUGGUUUCUCAUAGUUCCUGUGUUGAAUGCAGUAUAAAGACCGGAGAGACUUUGAUCAUGACCAGAUCGUUAUGAUCAGAUGGGUUGGGGUUGUCUGAUCAUAACAAUCCCAAACAGCAGCGCGUGUCGGUGAAGGUGCCCACAUGCCAACUACUGCCCACUAUCAAAAACACCUACAGUGAUCACACACACAUCAGAACUGGACAUCUGAGCAAUGGAAGAAGAAACUCCACUUACAUUAGUGGAUAAAACCUGAUAGUCGACAAAUUGUGGUGAAACGGGGUAAAAGUGCUAAAUAAAAUCAAUAAAUAAAUGUAAAAUGGUGAGAAUAAUCACAAGAAUAAUAUUAAUGAUAUUUAGAUAUUUUUGCUUUCUGAUGUAAACAUUGGACUCAGUUAUUGGAAUUGAAAAGUUUCAUCUCUUCA